Messenger RNA from Perkinsus marinus ATCC 50983, 297 nucleotides. RefSeq lists its product as hypothetical. The transcript is spliced from 3 exons. NCBI's taxonomy places the organism in Eukaryota, Perkinsozoa, Perkinsida, Perkinsidae. The record is from RefSeq and is a predicted model, not a curated record. Bases 1 to 297 code for a protein of 98 amino acids.
AUGCCUAGCAUUAUACCGGCUGGUAUUACCAACUUCAACUACUCUGCAUGUUUCAGUAUAGCAGCUGCCCAAGGACUGCGUUCUCUGGUACCUUUCGAGAGGAGAAUCAUAAACGCUGAGGGCCAAGAUUCUCUACAGCACAAUGGUGGUCUCACGUCUACGUUGCAGAUUCUGUUCGAGCAGAUGUCUGACGGUUCGACAGGACCCGCGGACAUCCGAAGGUUUUUCGAUCAGUGCAAGAAGGUUUGCCCGGAGCUCAUGCGGGAGCCUUAUCGUCAGCAUGACUCGCAGGAGUAA